Cryptomeria japonica (Japanese cedar) is the source of this 387-nucleotide messenger RNA. RefSeq lists its product as uncharacterized. The record is from RefSeq and is a predicted model, not a curated record. The coding region runs from base 1 to 387 and encodes 128 amino acids. The transcript has a single exon. Gene Ontology annotation, molecular function: electron transfer activity. Lineage: Eukaryota; Viridiplantae; Streptophyta; Pinopsida; Cupressales; Cupressaceae.
AUGGAGGAUGAAAAUGAUGCCAUUGCCCGAGUGAUGCUGGAAUCGGAGUAUAAGGCUUGUAGAGCGGGGGCUUCAACGGCGUCAAUAUACAAAGGUGGGGAGGGCAUUGAACUGAAUACGAGUGGAAGCUGGUAUUUUAUGUCGAGAAUUUCUGAUUGUUGUAAAUCAGGGGAGAAAGUGAUGAUAAGGGUGGAUGAAGGAGGAAUGGUAAGGAAUCGGAGUUUAAGACAUGGAGGAUCUGGGCACGGUGGGGAAGAUGGAGGAAGUAAGAAUCCAAAGGGAGGAAACCGAUCUCGCUUUAAGAACAGUAAUUCGGCGGCUGCUGUGACAUGUUCUUUUCUGAUCGUAUUGCUUGGGUUGUCUUCAAUCUUGUUCAACAUAUACUGA